This is a messenger RNA of Hypoxylon trugodes, 2173 nucleotides long. RefSeq lists its product as uncharacterized. The coding region runs from base 253 to 2100 and encodes 615 amino acids. The record is from RefSeq and is a predicted model, not a curated record. The transcript has 4 exons. NCBI's taxonomy places the organism in Eukaryota, Fungi, Ascomycota, Sordariomycetes, Xylariales, Hypoxylaceae.
AUGUAACCCCAGGCGCAGAAGGGUUUGGUUAUGUGCCUCAGGGCUGUACAACUCUAGCGGCCUCAGCAUGCCUAUCUGAGACUUGUCUAGGUAGAAAAUGGGGAAACGUCCCACCCAUUAGGCACGCUAUAUGCUUAGGCAUAUUCGACUUCCUGAACCAGGGUUCUGCUUCACUGCCUUCGCCUCUAAGUUGUCCAUGGUGGAUAUUAUGAUUAUUAAGACCUUUUCAAAUAAUUGUUCAAAUGCGGUACGAUGACCUUCGCAUCUACCAGCGAUCCUCAUCCUGAAGUCCCCGAAUUUGUUGUAAUGACACUUGACGGGAGCCGACAUCCAGCGUUGAAUGGUGUAGCGGACUCUGGGGUUGUAUACCAUAGUGCUAGUAACCAAUUGCAGAAUGCACCAACUUACUCAUCAGAGGAAUAUAAGGAAUUCUACGGCGAGUGUACAGCACCUGCUAAUGAGUUAAUCGCCACGGCGAAUAAAUUUCUCAAGAAGCAAAACCAGCCGUUAAUAGAAUCAGGGGAUCUCACUAAUUGGGAGGAUGUCGAGAACUCGAUGGUGUCAGCAUGCAACACACUAGAUGCAUUAUCAAUCCAGGACCACAAUACCAAAGGAUUCACCGGGAAAAUAAAGUCGGCUUUCCGUGCUGUGUGCCAGAGGGCGGAGGUUGGUUUGACUUUUGUGUCUAUGGUUCCAGAUGAAGUCCCUUGUGGUGCCGUACUUUGCGGGGGACUAAAGGCGGUAUUCACAGCCUUACAACGGUCGCACGAUUAUCGCGAGGAAGUUUAUAAAGCUAUUGAGGACAUCCCAUAUAUCAUGAAGGACCAUGCGUUGCGAAUACAUAUUCAUAUUCAGGAUGAAGAAUUGCAUAGGCGGAAUGCAGGUUUAUAUGUGGCCCUCUUCCGCUUGAUACAACACAUCCUCGUGUGGUUCAUCAAGAACCGCGCCGUUACUGGCAUAAAACUGCUCGUCAGCCCUCAAAGCUUCACAGAGACUCUGAAGGGCCGACUAGCCGAUGUCAAGACGGCCGUUGGGCGAUUCGAGGCACAUGUACUGAAAAUCCGGAACCAGCGCAGCGAUAAGUCAAUUGAAGAACAACACUGGAUAGCCUACACAGUUGGGAAAACCCGCGAAGAAAUCGCUUUAAUUGGGGCCCGAUGUCAAGCGCUCGAGAAGUUCGCCCAGUUUCUUCAGCCAAUCCAUGAUGAAGCCAUGCGAAAGGGUGCGCGAAAGCUGCAUCGCUUAGAAAUGGGCUCAUAUGGAAACGCGCCUAACGUUGAGUCGCUGCGCAAGGAUUUGCUCUGCGAACUAGAUUAUGACGAAUAUCUCCUCUACGAUGACUGCGAGGCCCUCCUAAGUGUCCGUAAGGGCCUGGGAAACAGGCUAGAUGGAGAGCGGAUCUUGGAAUUCCAAAAUCACCCUCAACUACAAGCGUGGAUGUCUCUAGAUAGUUCGUCCCUUUUACUUGUAGACGGUGGUUGUGAGGUAUCGAGUAGUAGUGAGAUAUCAUACGUCGCUGCUCAAGUUAUGGAAUAUGGACUGCAACUUUCGAAGCAACCACAGAAUUCAAUCGACUCCGGCAGCACUGGUGUGACCAUGAUACCCCUUGCUUUCUUUUGCAGUCGACAUCGGAAUAGACGACGAGACAUCUUUGGAACCCCUGAAGGGCUCGCCAAAGCGUUAUUAUCGCAAUUGAUUGACCAGGUCCGCGCGUUUGGCGCCAAGGAACUCCAAGCUUGUCGGAGGGAUCUCAGCGCUGAUGACAUUGAAAGCCUCUGUAAGGAGUUCAGGAGGCUAAUUAAAAAACUACCCGCUAGUGUUAUUAUUGUGCUUGUGGUUGAGGGUAUCGAUAUACUCACGGGCGAGAAAACAAGGGAUGCGCUAAGGUACGUCGUACGGUCGCUGAUAGAUACCCAUGGUGGGAACUAUGCCGCGACUCUAAAGUUCCUCUUCACAUGUACGACCCUAUCGGAGCGCGUGGGAGGUCUUUUCGACGAGGGGGAUAUUCUUCGUAUUCCACGCUUGCUUCGCUCUCAAGGCUCGUAUCGUAGCCUCAUGUGGAAGGAUUCGGAGAGUUUAGGGGCCCUCGGGGGUGCCUGAAUGAUUUGUCUCGUUACAUGAUGAAUUAUCUCCGAACAUUCUCGUUAUUCCUAGGUUGACAAACGAUUUUAAG